Messenger RNA from Fusarium poae, 1134 nucleotides. RefSeq lists its product as uncharacterized. Gene Ontology annotation, molecular function: oxidoreductase activity. The record is from RefSeq and is a predicted model, not a curated record. Lineage: Eukaryota; Fungi; Ascomycota; Sordariomycetes; Hypocreales; Nectriaceae. Bases 1 to 1134 code for a protein of 377 amino acids. The transcript is spliced from 5 exons.
AUGACAUGUCUCAUGCCUAUGCCUGGCCGGGCCGCUGAACUAGCUCCUUGUGCCACCCGCGCGGUAGAUACACCGACUGGGAUUCCCGAAGGAUGGCCCAAAACAGUCAAUGUGCCUAUGGCAUGGUCCGGUUCUCAGUUCAAACACGAAUCAGAGUACAUCUUAACUUUGAGCGAGUUGGAUGUACAGGAAGCUGAAAAGGCUCUACAGUCCUUCAAAACGUUGGGUCUCGAUGGGGAUUGUGUCUCCCGGGACAAUUUCCCCCUUCCUACUUUGGGAUCCCGACUGGAUCAAGUUCGCCAAGACAUCCAUCAAGGCAAGGGCUUCGGUGUCAUUCGUGGUCUGGACCCACAGAACUACUCAGUCGAGGAUCUGACGGUCCUAUAUCUCGGUAUUCAGUCGUACAUCGCCAGCUGUCACGGCCGCCAGGACCGAAAAGGCAACAUGCUUGUUCACAUCGUUGCCGACAAUUCUUCCAAUCUCAAGGCUGGCCACCAUCGCCAUUCCACCUCCCCCAUUACUUUUCACAACGAGGAAGCUGGCGACAUCGUGAGCUGGCUCACUCGAAACACAGCCGUCUCAGGAGGCAAAUGCAUCAUCGCAUCGGCCUACACCGUCUAUAAUGUCCUUGCCGCCAGUCGCCCUGACAUGAUCCGCACAUUGUCUCGCUCCGACUGGCCGUUUGCCCUGCCCCGCUUCCAGUGCCGCCCUGUCCUCUUCCACCAUGAUGGGAGAGUGAUGAUGAAUUUUGGGAGAGUAGCCCUGACAGGGAAUGCGGUUCACCCACGCUCCAGCAAUCUCCUCCCCGUUACUCCACGCCAAAUGGAAGCUCUGGACUCCAUCGAGAAUAUUGCCAAGGCGACUCAAUUGGAGAUCAGCACACAGCCAGGCGACAUGCACUUCAUCAACAACCUCACAGUCUUGCAUCGCCGUGGAGGUUUCGUCAAUGGUGAAGCUGCUUCGGAGCGUCGUCAUUUGGUACGCAUGAGACUUCGCGACAACGAAUUGGGAUGGAACCUCCCUGUGGAUCUAAGACGGGAGUGGUCUGAUGCUUUCAACAAGGACGCCCCCAAGGUCUGGCACAUUGAACCCAUGCCGGAUGGUUUCUUUCCCCUCAGGUCUCAGGCCAAUUGA